Saprolegnia parasitica CBS 223.65 is the source of this 402-nucleotide messenger RNA. RefSeq lists its product as hypothetical. NCBI's taxonomy places the organism in Eukaryota, Oomycota, Saprolegniomycetes, Saprolegniales, Saprolegniaceae. The record is from RefSeq and is a predicted model, not a curated record. The transcript has a single exon. Bases 12 to 371 code for a protein of 119 amino acids.
AUUUCGACGCCAUGGAGAAGACGCUCAAGGACAUGAACGAAGCGCUCGCGAGCUGCAUGACGCUCGUGAUCCCGCCGAUCGAAUACCCGCCGCAGAUGCGGCCGAACCCAGUGCAGCACGACUCGACCGACAUGGCGGAUCUGAACGAGCACAUGGCCCACUUCUUCUUCCAGGCCAAGAAGCUCGAGCUGCAGCUCUUGGCGCUCGACGAGCCUGGGCGGCCCACGACGGCGAACGAGCUAGAGGCCGAGAUCCAAUCGCUCGAGGCCGAGCUCAGCGACAAGAACGACCUCAUCGACAAGUACUCGGACGUUAUUCGCGGCUGGGAAGGCAAGUUCAAGCGCCUCGACUCCAAGAUGAACGCGUCCUAAGCCACCUGGCUGAACUGUAUUCUGCUCUUCC